Nicotiana tabacum (common tobacco) is the source of this 740-nucleotide messenger RNA. NCBI's taxonomy places the organism in Eukaryota, Viridiplantae, Streptophyta, Magnoliopsida, Solanales, Solanaceae. The record is from RefSeq and is a predicted model, not a curated record.
AGCUGACCCUUAUACAAGCCCAAAACACACACAAAAAAUGGAGAAAGAGUCUGAAUAUUGUAGGGAAAAAUGGGCGCCUUGAAAGCAGUGGCUGUCAUCUCUGGUAACAAUAGCGUCAAAGGCUCCUUACAGUUCAUCCAACAACCCAACGGCGCUACCCAUGUGAGAGGAAGAAUAACUGGUCUCGCUCCAGGUCUUCACGGUUUCCAUAUUCAUGCUUUGGGCGAUACUACCAAUGGCUGCAAUUCCACUGGACCUCAUUUUAAUCCACUUAAGAAGGAUCAUGGAGCUCCCACUGAUGAUGUGCGUCAUGCGGGCGAUUUAGGCAACAUUGUUGCUGGUCCUGAUGGGGUGGCCGAGAUAUCAAUUUCAGAUAUGCUGGUNNNNCUUAGUGGAGUACACUCCAUCUUGGGGAGGGCAGUAGUUGUGCAUGCUGAUCCUGAUGAUCUGGGAAGAGGUGGACAUGAACUUAGUAAGUCAACUGGGAAUGCCGGUGCAAGAGUUGGUUGUGGCGUUAUUGGGCUUCAGUCAUCUGUUUAGUACUUGUGUUACUCACUUCAUCUUGUUGCUCCUGUCAAAGUACUCGUUGUUGUAGCUAUACUUAACUUUCAGACAUUCCUUACCCUAUACCCCAAAGAGCUAAUGAAUAAAAUACUUCUAAUGCGCUACCAGGUAAGUGAUUUUACUUCUCUGGUCAAUUUUUUGAGGUUUCCUCCUAAUGUGAGACAUUAUUUUUCCUA